GUUCGACUAGGAUUUAAACCGACUGGGAUUGAUCCUGCACUCUGGACACGGUUAAACUCGAUCCUACCCUAUCGUCUAGAGAUGUGAGGAAUGAUCACGUGGGUGAUGGUCGGGCUUCUCCUGGCUGCGGAAACUUGCGGCAGAAACGUCCUCUCCGGAAACGGAAACGGAAAGGAGGAGACGAAGCAGAAGGACGGUCUGAAGGGAGUCACCACCGCCGAAGAGGAAGACAUCUACCGUCUAACGUGCUACACUUGCGUCAACGUCAGCGAUAACCAGAUGUGCAACGAAUGGGCGAUAGAUACACCGUGUCCGGCAGGCGGCCGAGACUUCUGCAGAUCGCUGCACAUUUUGGACAGCCGGGGGAAUAGCGUCUUGGUGAGCAAGAGCUGCGCGAGCAGCGCGGAAUGCGGUCCAGCCUCGGUCGGUUGCAUCCCGGUGGACACGCAGCAGAUCUGCAUCAGUUGCUGCGACCUGAGCUACUGCAACAUCGAGUCGCCGACAAACUCAACUAACGCGAUAUUCUCGCGUAAACGGAGGGCUAAGUCGAAGUCGAAACGCAAACGACCGGGUAGAAACGGCGUGGAGGGCAGCCGAUUCUACGGUGGCGGUGCCCUGUGGCUUCUCGCCUCACUCUUCUAUGCAUAUCAUUGCUGAGGAAGCAUCAAGCCGACGUGGAAGACGGUGAAUCUAGUUAGAAGACACGAACCACCACGUGCACCAGGCAGCACCGG
This is a messenger RNA of Habropoda laboriosa, 734 nucleotides long. RefSeq lists its product as uncharacterized. NCBI's taxonomy places the organism in Eukaryota, Metazoa, Arthropoda, Insecta, Hymenoptera, Apidae. The transcript has 6 exons. The record is from RefSeq and is a predicted model, not a curated record. Gene Ontology annotation, molecular function: acetylcholine receptor regulator activity. The coding region runs from base 91 to 657 and encodes 188 amino acids.